AUGGUCUUCCUCUUGUACGCCUCCCUCUUAGUCGUGGGGGCUAUUGUCCCCUCGGCGAAUGCCCUUCGAGUCUCCACGUCCGAGGAUGGCUCAUCUUCCCUCGUGUUUCGCAACGGUGCCUUCUCCGUGGCCAACACCAUCUACACCGGGUCGGCUGCCGGAGAUAAGGCUCUGUUGGCCGCAAGCGCAGAUGAACAUAGGAGACGCGUUUCUUCGACCGUUCGAUACACAGAAAUCUCACCGGGCGUGGUUCAGGUGGAUAUCGUACCCCUUCAAGUUCCUGGUGAUGAACUAGCUCCAGAUGAUCCGAUAGAGGUAGACCCUCCUGUCGUUGACGUUCCCGACGGCGGUGAGGAACAGGACCCUGAUGAGCAAGUUCCUGAUGAGGAGGAUCCGGAAGAGGGAGACGGGGAAAAUGAGGAAGUGAUUGUCGAGGAUCCUGAGCCUGAGCCCGAGCCUGAACCAGAACCAGAGCCCCAACCAGAAGAACCUGAACCCGAGCCUGAGCCAGAACCCGAGCCAGAACCCGAGCCGGAACCGCAACCAGAGCCUGAACCCGAACCAGAACCAGAACCUCAGCCAGAACCUGAACCCGAGCCAGAACCUGAGCCCCAGCAGCCGGAGCCAGAACCACAACCACAACCAGAACCGGAACCUGAGGAACCUGAGCCUGCCCCAGAACCCGAACCAGAGCCAGAGCCAGAGCCAGAGCCGGAGCCAGAGCCAGAACCAGAGGUACCUGAACCCGAGCCAGAAGAACCUCAACCUGAACCCGAGCCGGAGCCAGAACCAGACGUACCUGAGCCUGAGCCAGAACCCGAGCCAGAACCGGAACCGGAACCGCAACCAGAGCCUGAACCUGAACCCGAACCCGAACCACAGCAGCCAGAACCUGAGGAACCAGAACCAGAACCUCAGCCAGAACCUGAACCCGAGCCAGAACCUGAGCCUCAGCAGCCGGAGCCAGAACCACAACCACAACCAGAACCGGAACCUGAGGAACCUGAGGAACCUGAGCCUGCCCCAGAACCUGAACCCGAACCUGAACCCGAACCAGAGCCAGAGCCAGAGCCAGAGCCAGAGGUGCCUGAACCCGAGCCGGAACCGGAACCAGAACCUGAGGAGCCUGAGCCGCAGCCAGAACCUGAACCUGAACCAGAGCCAGAGCCACAAGAACCACAACCACAACCAGAACCGGAACCGGAACCCCAGCCAGAGCCAGAGCCCCAGCCAGAACCUGAGCCGGAGCCGGAGCCGGAGCCAGAACCACAAGAACCAGAGCCACAACCAGAACCGGAACCUGAACCCCAACCAGAGCCUGAGCCCGAGCCAGAGCCAGAACUCCAGCCCCAGCCUCAACCCGAGCCCGAAGAACCCUUCACCGGCAUCAUCACAACCUCAAGCUUCACCUUCGAAUCCAACGACACAAUCUACGGCGUCUGGGAAUACCCCUUCAACGGCAGCAUCGCCAACCACGACAUAACAUUCCCCGUAAAGGGCCUCUUCGGCUCCCAGCCCGGCAUCAACUACGCCAACGCCCGCGCCCCCUUCUUCUUCACGCGCUCCGGCUUCGGCGUCUACGUCGACACCCUCGCCAUGGGGACCUUCGCCUUCGAGGGGUCCACUGCGAGCUUCUCUUUCGCUGCUGAGGAGGAGGUCAGCUAUAAGGUGCUGUUUAAUCCGGAUCUAAAGGCGCUGUUGAGGGAGUAUGCGGAGUUGUCGUCGAAGCCGGAGUUGCCGCCGGAUUCGGGGUAUGGACCGGUUUUCUGGUCGGAUAAUAUUUUGAGGGAUUUCCAUGGGUCGGUGGAGAAUGCCGAGGAAAAUCUGUAUGAUGUUGUGGAUCAUUUGUAUUAUAACGAGAUUCGCGCCACGGCAAUGUUUGCUGAUAGACCGUAUGGCACCGGAAACAUGUCUUUCGGCAACUUUGACUUCGAUCCCGAGUUCUUCCCCGAUCCGGAGGCCUUCAUCGCCAACAUCACCGAGUGGGGCUACGACUUCCAGGUUUGGGUUGCCAACAGAGCCUUCCUCGACACCGAGCUCUACACAACCGCUCUGGAAAACGGCUGGCUCUUCCCCGGCAUCAACGGCGAAGAAUUCCUCGGCCCGGCCCUCGACCUCACCAUCCCCGAAGCUUACGAGUACUUCCAGGAGAGACUCCGCUACUUCGCCGACAUUGGCGUCAAGGGCUUCAAGAUUGAUCGUGGCGAGGAGCACGAACUUCCAGAUGAGCUCCAAAACCUCCACAAUACCAUCUUCCAGCAACUUUGCCACGAAGUAAUGGUCGACAAAUGGGGCGCCGGCAACUUCUUCUCCUUCUCGCGCUCCGUCGUCGACCGGGCGCGUUCUCUCACGGCCGUCUGGAACGGAGACUCCCAGGCGGACUGGGAAGGUCUCGCCUUCUCCGUUGCCUCGGGUAUCCGCGCAGGUCUUCUUCUUUUCUCUACCUGGGGAUCUGAUAUUGGCGGCUACACGAGGCCCGAUGAAACCACACCCAGCGAGGAGCUUUGGGCUCGCUGGAUGCAAUUCGGAGCCUUCUCGCCUCACUAUGUAAGUUAUUAUCCCAUUUACUUGCGUGACUUCACGGUGAUGGAAGUGUUUCUUACACUCGCCAUCCUGCAGGAAAUCAUGGUUGGAGAUGGCCACACGCCCUGGUACGAACCCUACAGCAGCGAGCUCCUCGAUGUCCUCAAGAAGACCGCCGACUGGCACACCCGCCUCAUCCCCUACAUCCGCUCCUACACCUACCAAUCCACGCAAACGGGAAUUCCCGUCAUCCGCGCCCUCUUCCUCGAAUACCCCGUCGACGGCACCAUCUACGAGACGGGCGACGCCUACGCCUUUGGCGCGGAAUUCUUCGUGGCACCCUUCAUCGCUGAGGGUGGCGUGCGUACCGUGUACUUCCCAGAUGCUGGCGAGAACUCGGCGUCGCGCAAGUUCGUCGAUUGGUUCAACAAGACCGCCAUCUACCACGGAGGUACGGAGAUAGAGGUCGCCCUGCCGCUCGACGAGUUUCCCGUCUACGUACGUGAGGGGUCCAUCGUCCCCACGGGUGACAUCUACCAGGGUAAUGCCAAGUGGAUCGAGGACUGGAAACCUACACUCGAGAUCGAGUUCUACCCCAGCUACGCCGUCGAGGAGUCUAGGUUCGAGUACCUAAGGGCCGAUGGCGAGAUCGCCGUCAUCACCAUGAGGACGAACCGUGAGGCCGAGACCGUAUUGGUCCAGACCGACGCCCUGGGUGUCGAGGGCGUCUUCAAGGUCUACAGCAAGACUGGCGCCGCGGAAAUUCCCUUCACGCCGGAUUCGAUGAGCUUCCUGAUGGACAAGGUCGCCACGCUCUUCGAUUAA
Messenger RNA from Scedosporium apiospermum, 3348 nucleotides. RefSeq lists its product as uncharacterized. Gene Ontology annotation, molecular function: hydrolase activity, hydrolyzing O-glycosyl compounds. The record is from RefSeq and is a predicted model, not a curated record. Bases 1 to 3348 code for a protein of 1115 amino acids. NCBI's taxonomy places the organism in Eukaryota, Fungi, Ascomycota, Sordariomycetes, Microascales, Microascaceae. The transcript is spliced from 4 exons. Gene Ontology annotation, biological process: carbohydrate metabolic process.